This is a messenger RNA of Helobdella robusta, 852 nucleotides long. RefSeq lists its product as hypothetical. NCBI's taxonomy places the organism in Eukaryota, Metazoa, Annelida, Clitellata, Rhynchobdellida, Glossiphoniidae. Gene Ontology annotation, molecular function: signaling receptor activity. The transcript is spliced from 8 exons. The coding region runs from base 1 to 852 and encodes 283 amino acids. The record is from RefSeq and is a predicted model, not a curated record. Gene Ontology annotation, cellular component: membrane.
AUGGUAAACUCUACCUUUGACCCCAACACUAAUAUUAGUUUAUGCAAGUACAGGAGUCUCCCUGUGUUUUUAAAAGAUAAUCCUUACAUUGUGAAUGGUUACAGACCUAUCUUAUCGGUGCCUUUGUGUGUUAAAAGCAUUUUUAUCUGGUCAAAUGAAUUCAUCAACAUCUGGUCGCAUCUGUUGGGUUUCCUAAUUUUCUUCCUCCUAACUCUCCACCAUGUUUUGUUUGUGCCCAGCUCGAUUGUGAAGUUUCAAGAUAGAUUUGUUAUCAUUUGUGGGAUGCUUUGUUAUCAGGCUAGUGUUUGCCUAAUUUGUUCGGCUAGCUUCCACAUCUUCAAAUGCCAUUCACCGGAGAUGUAUAGGAAAUUCUUAAACAUUGAUCUCUUUGGCAUAUCGUUGGGCUUAGUGGGGUGCUAUUUUCCUGGUUUGUAUCUCGGCUUCUUAUGUUUUCAAAGCUGGCAAAACUUGUACAUGUUCUUAUUAGUCCUCAUCUUGAUGGCGUUAUUUUACUGGCAUUGGAAUUUAGGUGCCCUAGAUAGCCAAAAAUUCGAUUUUGUUAAUAAUAAUUCUUUCGUCGUUCCUUCUAUACAUUGGGUCUAUCUGAAUGGCGGGCUUGGUUCAGCUUUCGUCCAGGAGUUCGGCUUGAAAAUUAUGAUCCUCUACAUUCUGCUCGCACUGGCCUUCUCGUUCUACAUAUCGAAAUUUCCCGAGAGGUUUUUUCCAGGCCGUUUUGAUUACGUUGGCUCCAGCCAUCAGCUCUGGCAUAUUUUUAUCUUUCUUUCAUUUCUAUGGUGGUACGAUUGCGGGGUUAAGUUGUCUAUGCAAUUAUCGACCAACGAAAACUGUUGA